Molecule: messenger RNA, 845 nt
Organism: Parathielavia appendiculata
Lineage: Eukaryota; Fungi; Ascomycota; Sordariomycetes; Sordariales; Chaetomiaceae
Exons: 3
Coding region: 472-837 (121 amino acids)
Source: RefSeq, a predicted model, not a curated record
CAACCCCACUGGAGAUGGGUCGGCGUCUCAAAUGUACCCAUCUCAUCGUGGCUGCGCAAUGUAGGCGGGUUCUGAGGCCGCCUCUGUUAAUAUCAAGAGAACUCCACUGUCGAAAGGCUCUGAGUUGUUUAUAAUAGUCACGAAAUAUUGUCCCUUUGGAGUUGGCCAACAGGAACAACGGUGGCGGCAACGUUGGUUUAUGCCACGACGCUGCGUCCUCCAAACAGCCAACGGAUUCGACACAUUUGGUUGCGCAAAGGCAACCUUGCACUUGCAGAGCUGCCCAAGGCUUUCUUUGUCACAGCGCUUCAUAAGGAUAAUAUCUCCUUGGUUUCUUGAAUCAGUCCAGGAUUCUCCUCACGGCAAGAGUUACCCACCGGUGACUCGGGCUGUGCGCCUGCUUGCAAAGUCCAACUAUCUAGUCUGGCACCCCUCAUAAUAAUCUACCAUCCAUCCAUCUAUUACCCCAUCAUGGCUUGGGGAAAGCAGCACACCCAGACUCCGCCGUCAACAACGAGGCAACUCAUCCCGCUAGUCCUCACGCUGGUCGUCCUGGGCGUGAUCGCCUGGGUCUGCUACCAGAUAUACCUGUCGCUGGGCAAAAUCCAGGCGCAGGCGCGCAAGCAGAUGGGCGACCACGUCGUCUUCACCAAGGACGGCAUGCGCGUCAAUGUCCAGCACGUGGGGGCCGAGUCGUACCUGGACAAGACGCAGAGCGUGUUCGUCAAGGCGUGGGAGUUGGGGUCGUCCGCUUCGGGCGCGAACGAGCAGGAAGAUGCAGGAAAGCGGAAGAGGCAUAUGCUCACGAGAUCGAAGCCGGGAGAGGGGCAAUCAUGACAAGCCGC